Molecule: messenger RNA, 2749 nt
Organism: Anneissia japonica
Lineage: Eukaryota; Metazoa; Echinodermata; Crinoidea; Comatulida; Comatulidae
Product: TBC1 domain family member 9-like
Exons: 20
Coding region: 167-2734 (855 amino acids)
Source: RefSeq, a predicted model, not a curated record
UGCCAGCAUACUAGUACGUGCCCUUGAUUGUCACCACGAAAGUACAGCUGAUGUUGAUGUUUACUUAUUUAUCAUGGCGUUAAUAAUUUCCUGAAUUUUGGCUUAUGGCGGACUUAGAAGCAUACUUGUAGCAGUUUUAUUGUUUGCCGAAGAUAAAUAAAAGAGAAUGUGGGUCAGACUUGAAGAGGUCCUUAUUGCGAAUGCUCUAUGGAUAACAGAACGAGCAAAUCCAUUCUUCGUCAUGCAAAGGCGUAAGGGUCAUGGAGGUGGUGGAUUUACGUCUUUGUUUAUUGGUACAUUGGACACGGUUCUUGACACAAAGCCAGCACCGUACCGAAUACUUCAUCAAACACCAAAUUCAGAAGUUAGCUACACUGUGGCUGCUGCAAUGAACAAGCGAGACAUUCAAGAACAGUGGGAGUGGUUGGAACAAAACAUCAUGGUCACUUUAGGUGCGUUUGAUGCAGAUGAUGAUGUCACUAAUUACGUGAAAUGCAAGAUUGAAAGCCUAGUCGCCAACCUUGAAACUCUUGAGGUUGACGAAAGCCAUAGAGAAGAUGAGGACAGUAAAUCCUUUAAAUCAGCAUGUGAAAAAUGGAGGCGGUUGUUCACUGUGUCAGAAGAUGAAAAAUUAGUUAAUUAUUACUCAUGUAGUUAUUGGAAAGGCAAGAUGCCGCAUCGAGGCUGGCUUUACCUCAGCGUAAAUCACAUGUGUUUUUACUCAUUCCUCAUGGGUACAGAGAGCCGACUCCAGAUCAGGUGGACAGAUGUGACCCGCUUAGAGCGUAGCAACUCGGUUUUGUUUUCGGACAGCAUCAAAGUUUCAACCCGUAGCACAAAUUAUAUCUUCUCCAUGUUCAUCAGUCCACAAGAAGCUCAUAGGCUAAUGGAGCAGCUAGCAAACUUAGCGAUGACACAACUACUCUCUGAGGAAGGGUUUGAGGAAGACCACAGUCUGCCAAAUAGGGUCCAAAAGAAAAAGUCAGCUUCCAGCCUCAAGCGGGAUCUAGAUGCAAGAGCCAGGAGUGAAGCCUAUAGACAAGUAUUUCGCCUGCCGGUUUCAGAAAAGUUGGAUGGUGACACGGAGUGUGUGCUAUGGACACCUUACAAUAAGACCCACGUCGGUGGGAAAUUAUACAUAUCAAAAAACUACAUGUGCUUCUCAAGUCGGGUAAAAGAUCUUGCCAGAGUUGUUAUACCAAUGAGAGAAAUAUCUGUUGUCGAGAAAGUUGAGAAUUCAUCGCUAAUCCACAAUGGAAUUCAUAUAACCACUAAGGGGAAGAUGACGAUUCUAUUAGCUUCUCUGAAAGAUCGUGAUUUUCUUGUCCAGCUCAUCUCAGAUUUUCUUUCUAAGUGUAGUGAGAAUACAAGGUCCAGUGCUGGUGAUAAUGUUUCUGUUAGUUCGUCUGGUAGUGAGAGCUUACAAGAGGCUGAGACCAAGAGCCUAACACAGCUCAGUGCUAGUCUAGGCAGCAUGGGUAGUACUUCCAUUGCUAGACCAGAGUCUGGUGAAAUGUCUGUUUAUUUUCUAACACUUGGUAUUGAAGAGUUUUCAAACUCUAAAGAUGACAAGAGUGGUGAUAUGAAGCUGCCAUUGCAAUUACAACCAGCGUUGAUCACAGUGUUCAACGACAGGAGUGAAGAUGGUGUUUCCCCAAAGGAAAAAGUCAAGGAACACUUAUGGAGUGUACAUUUUAAGGAAUAUGGAAGGGGUAUAUGUAUGUACAGGACAAUAGAAACACACAAAUUAAUUAUCAAGGGCAUUCCUGAGAGUCUUAAAGGAGAAAUAUGGAUGUUGUUCUCUGGAGCUAUCAAUGAGAUGGCUACCCAUCCUGGUUAUUAUCUAUCACUUGUGGAACAGAGUUUAGGAAAAGAAAAUAUAGCAACAGAAGAGAUUGAGCGUGACUUGCAUCGGUCGCUACCUGAGCAUCCAGCAUUUCAGUCUGAGUUAGGGAUUGCUGCUUUGAGACGUGUCUUAACAGCGUAUGCCUUCAGGAACCCAACAAUAGGCUACUGUCAGGCAAUGAACAUUGUGACAUCUGUCUUGCUUCUUUAUGCAAAUGAGGAAGAAGCAUUUUGGUUGCUAGUGGCGAUCUGUGAACGGCUUCUUCCUGACUACUACAACACACGUGUGGUUGGAGCUCUGAUUGAUCAAGGUGUGUUUGAGAGAUUAACCAAAGAAUAUUUACCGCAACUAUAUGAUCAAAUGAAGGACUUGGGAAUACUGAGUAUGAUAUCACUCUCAUGGUUUUUGACAAUAUUUUUGAGUGUGAUGCCAUUUGACAGUGCUGUCAACAUUAUUGACUGUUUUUUCUUCGAUGGUGCCAAGAUCAUCUUCCAGAUUGCUCUAGCUGUUUUGGAUGCGAACAGCGAGAAGCUUAUCGAUUGUACAGAUGAUGGUCAAGCCAUGACUAUCCUCAGUCGUUAUCUUGAGAAUGUUUACAAUCAUGAUGCAACCUUACAACAGUCGCACGAAGAACGACAGGAGGAAGAAAUGAAACAACAACAUAGCAAUGACAUCACAGAUCUGAUCGACGAGUCAUACAUAAAUUUUGGAUUUCUAACAAAUGAUAUGAUUGAGAAGAUGCGUCUUAAUCAGAGGUUAAAGGUUGUGCAGGAAUUAGAAGACUCGGCACGCAGGACGGUGGUUCGUAGCUUGACUCCUGAAUCAUGUUUUAGCCAAAGGGAGCUUGAAGAGCUUUACCUGUUAUUUAAGGUAUUUAAAAUGAUAUAAUGCUCAAAAUAGUAU